GUCCCCACAAUACUCUCAUUAAUAAUUGCCUUUGCCCUAACGUCCUGCCACCCUCGUCCACCCCUCUCUCUCUCUCUCUAGAUUUCCAUUCUCUUCCUAAACUUCUUUUCUUUCUCUCUCUAGAUUUCCUCAAAUCCGUGACCCUUUUUCUCCCCGAUUUGAGCGGGAGACAGACGGAGAGCAUGAUCGGUCGACACCCUUUUCCCCUCCUCUUUACCCUCAUCCCACUAAUACUCGUCGCCGCUCCGACGAAAGAAUCGGCGGUGGCGGAUGCGGAGGCUCCGGCGAAGACCGUUUAUGAGGUUCUACGACGUCACGGUCUUCCGAGCGGCCUCUUCCCUAAGGGCGUACGCGAAUUCCACCUCGACGAUGAAGGCCACUUCGAGGUUCAUUUGGAUGAAGAGUGCACCGCAAAAUUCGAGACGGAUGUUCACUAUGCUCGCAACAUCACCUGCACCGUCAGCUACGGCCAGAUCGCCUCCAUCUCCGGCCUCUCAGCACAGGAGCUCUUCCUCUGGUUCCCCGUACGAGGCAUCCGCGUUGACAUCCCCAGCUCAGGUCUCAUCUACUUCGAUGUCGGCAUCAUCUACAAACAGUUCUCCCUGUCUCUCUUCGAAACCCCUCCCGAUUGCUCGCCCUCCGUCACUCCGCCUUCCCGCGAUCACCGCCUCGAGGGAACCCGCAUCGCCCAGAUCGUUUCCGAGAGCCAAUCUGGGAAGCUGAGGUACGAUCUUGAUCAAGAAGAUAAAGUGAGGGCCGUCAUCUGAUCUUGGAUGGCUGCAAAAACUUCUUAGUUUGUUCCCCAUGAUUUCACGCAUUGGCUGCAGCUUUUUGCUAGGUAUUCCCUGAUUCGACUCUGUUUCUGUGCUGUUGGUGUGUUUGUGUGGUUGCGGUAUGAAAUAGCGCAGCAGAUUAAUUAGUUUACCGGCUUGUCAUAGCCGCUUAAGUUCAGUUUUGGCCGUGUGGUAAUGGAGGGAGACGCCGGAGGUCAUCCUGGUGCUUUCGCAGCCAACACAGAGAGGGAGUAGUUGUGAUGGGAGAGAGAGAGUGAGAGAGUGAGAGAGCGAGGGGCAGAGAGAGAGAAACGGUGUGAAUUGCGUGCAAUUACUGUUCCUUAACGGAAGUUUUGUCUGUAAAAUGGGUUAAAUGUAAGUUAAUUAUAUAUUUAUGUAUGAUAUAUAAAUUUCUAGAAA
Phalaenopsis equestris is the source of this 1193-nucleotide messenger RNA. RefSeq lists its product as uncharacterized. NCBI's taxonomy places the organism in Eukaryota, Viridiplantae, Streptophyta, Magnoliopsida, Asparagales, Orchidaceae. The coding region runs from base 183 to 767 and encodes 194 amino acids. The transcript has 2 exons. The record is from RefSeq and is a predicted model, not a curated record.